This is a messenger RNA of Lycium ferocissimum, 919 nucleotides long. RefSeq names its product AIG2-like protein D. Lineage: Eukaryota; Viridiplantae; Streptophyta; Magnoliopsida; Solanales; Solanaceae. The record is from RefSeq and is a predicted model, not a curated record.
CAAACGACCCCUUAGCCACAAUAAUUCCCCACCCCCUAAAACAAACACCUAUGUUAUAGAAGAUUCAAACCAAAGUCAAACAUUGUGGUACAUAAAACAAGUGGAUUACCUGGUAUUCCCACUGAAAUCAAACAAGCAGCAAUUGUAAUGACGUCUGCUACUAAUCCAUUGUUCAAUGUUUUCGUGUAUGGCAGCCUUUUACAUGACGACGUCGUUCGUACUCUCCUCAAACGGCUCCCACCUUCUUCACCUGCACUUCUCCACAACUUCCAUAGGUUUAGCAUCAAAGGGUGUGUUUAUCCUGCCAUUCUACCUGUAGAAAACAAGAAAGUUAAUGGGAAGGUUCUUUCAGGAAUCACUGUUCCCGAAUUGGACAUCUUGGAUAAAUUUGAGGACGUUGAGUAUGAAAGGAGAACUGUUGAUGUUUCCCUGACGGACAGUUCCAAUACGUUAAUGGUUCAGGCAUAUGUUUGGGCUGACCGGAGUGACCCAAAUUUGUACGGGGAGUGGGACUUUGAGGAAUGGGAACGGUUGCACAAGCAAAGCUUCCUGAAAAUGACAAUGGAGUUUCUGGAAGAACUGGAGAAACCGACCGAAGUGGCAGCACAUAAAUCCUACUAUAGUCAAGCACGGUUUGAUGUUUUUCAUGACAUCGAGGUACCCCAGCAUCACCCUUCCCUCCACCCAAGAAGUAAAGAAUUAAGCUCAGCAACAUGGAGUUCAGUUUGAACUGCAUAAGUACUGUUAGUCUAUUGCUCCUGUUGCAUUGCAAGCAGUGGUUUCUUUUGCCUUUUCCUUGUGGUAUUACAAGUGACAUUCCUUGAUAUUGUCAGUGUACACCAGAAAUUUCUAAAAGACUUGGUGUUAUCUGUGCCUAUACAGUCUAUACUAAAGAUGUGUCCGAUCGCGUUUAGCAUUU